GCAUUAAGAGUCCAGACUCCGGACCCCGCAAAAGGAAGGAUUGAACCCGGGAGAUUGGGAUUCCCCACAAACUAUGGCUUGGCUAGCGAGAUCGAUCGCUAACUCACUCAAACUCGACGUCGACGACGACGAUGGCGAUCAAUCCAAUGUCACCGCCUCCAAGUCGACGCCGGCAUCUAAUACCGACACCGAUCAGAGACUCCACCUCACUGAUUCUCCGACUCAUUCUCAAUCCUCCUCUUCGUCCACCCCCACACCUAAAGGCGUCAAAGACGAUAUCUCCGAGCUCACCCAAACCCUAACUCGCCAGUUUUGGGGCGUUGCUUCCUUCCUCGCCCCGCCUCCCGAGUCGACGCCUCCUCCUACUGAUCAGAUCUCCAAUUCGGGUGGUCCUUCAGAUGCGGUUGUAUCCGAAGAGGAUGUGAUCGCCGGAAUCCGUAGCGACUUUGCGGAGAUCGGCGGAAGAUUCAGGAGCGGGAUUUCGAAGUUGUCUAGUAAUAAAGCGGUGUCGGAGUUCACUAAGAUAGCUUCGAAUUUGCUUCAGUUAAAGGAGGAGGAUGAGCUCGAGGCUAGAGGUUCAGUUGGGGUCACUGAUGAAGUUCUGGCUUUCGCUAGGAACAUCGCUAUGCAUCCGGAGACUUGGCUUGAUUUCCCUUUGCCUGAUGAUGAAGAUUCAGACGACUUUGAAUUGUCUGAUCCCCAACAAGAGCAUGCUUUAGCUGUUGAACGUCUUGCACCAAGAUUAGCUGCUCUCAGGAUUGAACUUAGCCCUGGGCAUAUGACUGAGAGUCACUUUUGGAAAAUCUAUUUCGUGCUUUUGCAUCCAAGACUAAAUAGAAAUGAUGCUGAACUUCUGUCCACACCCGAAAUAGUAGAAGCUAGAGCGAUGUUGACCCAAGAGCUACAAGUUCGAGCCAAGGGAAAGACUCAGCCAGAGUCUUCUUCUGGGAUUGUUGAAUUACCAAAAGAACAACAUCUUUCUGUGCCAUCAAUUGCUCAAACUGAGUGUGUGCCUAUUGAAACACUUAAAAAUGAGUCUGCACCUUCUGCUGAGGCAGUUGAUCUUGAGACCGAGAAACACCCAGUCCAAAGUAACGAGAUUAAAGUUAUUGACAAGGCUGUCAUUGAAGAAGGACCUGCAAACUCGUCCAAAUAUCAAGGGUCAACCUCUGGUUUUUCCUCCAAAGUACUGGAUGAUAAAUUUGAGGAUGACGGUGAUGAUUGGUUGAAAGAUGAGGACAACUCAGAGAUAGUUGGUGUCAGUGGAACCUCAAUUCCUAUUGGGAAUGAUGAGGAUGUGUCUUUCAGCGAUCUUGAAGAUGACGAUGAUGCAGAUGUUCCUGUCAGUUAUAAGAAAACCACAUCUGGCUCUGAUUCAUCAACCAAAGACUCAAGAGAUUGGGUUCAGCUGAGCAGAGGCUCUGCUGAUUCAGAUAAAGAGGUCAGCUCUAUUGAAAUCAGACAUGGUGGGUCUGAGCAGGCACCGGCAAAAGAAGCUAAUGACUGGCUUGAUGUUGAUGACAUUGAUGCCAUGUAACUCAAUCAAUAAACACCUCUUCUAAAAGUCUGUGUUUUUUAUUCUCGUCAUUCAUUUCCUAUGUUGUGAAUAGCCUGUGAAGCUUUAAAAGGUUAAAUGUCAAAAAGACUUCGGAAACUCGAUGAUUGUACAUAAAGUCCACUACUGGAUCAUUAUUCCGUUCAAUGGAUGUAUUUUUAAGCUUAGUUAAACAUCAUCUAAAUAGUCUGGCUCUGGUUAUGUUUGUUUA
Messenger RNA from Humulus lupulus (European hop), 1766 nucleotides. RefSeq lists its product as uncharacterized. The transcript is spliced from 3 exons. The coding region runs from base 74 to 1537 and encodes 487 amino acids. Lineage: Eukaryota; Viridiplantae; Streptophyta; Magnoliopsida; Rosales; Cannabaceae. The record is from RefSeq and is a predicted model, not a curated record.